Messenger RNA from Hibiscus syriacus, 258 nucleotides. Its product is annotated as UPF0057 membrane protein At4g30660-like. Gene Ontology annotation, cellular component: membrane. The coding region runs from base 1 to 258 and encodes 85 amino acids. Lineage: Eukaryota; Viridiplantae; Streptophyta; Magnoliopsida; Malvales; Malvaceae. The record is from RefSeq and is a predicted model, not a curated record. The transcript has 3 exons.
AUGAAUGUCUAUCUCCAUGCGCAGAACGACACCGUUUCAACCCAGUCACGGUUUUGCACCCCUCACUCCAUCACGAUUUUGCUCCCUCCACUCGGAGUCUAUUUUCACCAUGGUUGUUGCAGUGUUGAGUUCUUCAUAUGCUUGGUCCUCACUAUUCUAGGUUAUAUUCCUGACAUCAUUUAUGCUCUCUAUGGCAUUAUCUUCGUUAACUGUGAUGAGUACUUUGAUGAUUACUUGCUCUUGAUACUGAAAAUUUAG